Messenger RNA from Zerene cesonia (dogface butterfly), 3861 nucleotides. It is a transcript of the gene hth, whose product is annotated as homeobox protein homothorax. The record is from RefSeq and is a predicted model, not a curated record. Gene Ontology annotation, molecular function: RNA polymerase II cis-regulatory region sequence-specific DNA binding; DNA-binding transcription activator activity, RNA polymerase II-specific. Gene Ontology annotation, biological process: animal organ morphogenesis; positive regulation of cell population proliferation; positive regulation of transcription by RNA polymerase II. The transcript is spliced from 13 exons. Bases 256 to 1353 code for a protein of 365 amino acids. NCBI's taxonomy places the organism in Eukaryota, Metazoa, Arthropoda, Insecta, Lepidoptera, Pieridae.
GUCUGCCCGACUGCCGAGCGCGCCGGGCCACCCGCACCCCGCGCCAGCUCGGCCACGACGCGAUCCGUGUGCGUUCUCAAAACCGACCGUCGCGAGUGCACUAUGACACUAGUGAGCUAGCGGGCCGCUGUGACGGUGUCAAAUAAUUGAUGUGUAUGUGUUCACGUGCUUGUGGUGUGUGUUAGCUUGAGCCCGUGAUUAAAAACGUUCGUGGUGGCCAGCGGAGCCUUGCACCCGGGCUCGGGGCGAGCUUUCAUGGCUCAGCCUAGGUACGACGAAAGCCUCCACGGCGGGGGCUACAUGGAGGGUGGGAUGUACCACGAACACAGGCUGUCUCACCCCCACAUACCGCCGGUCCACUACCCCCCGGCGGCGUCGCACGCGCUGCCCGGCGAGCCCCUCGUUCACAAGCGUGACAAGGACGCUAUAUAUGGGCACCCCCUGUUCCCCCUGCUGGCGCUGAUCUUCGAGAAGUGCGAGCUGGCGACCUGCACCCCCCGGGACCCCGGGGUGGCGGGGGGAGACGUGUGCUCGUCCGAAUCGUUUAACGAGGACAUCGCAGUUUUUAGCAAACAGAUACGCCAAGAAAAACCCUACUACAUAGCGGAUCCAGAGGUCGAUUCAUUAAUGGUGCAAGCAAUACAAGUGCUACGGUUUCACCUCUUAGAAUUAGAAAAAAGACCGCCUUCCUCCUCGCUGUCUUACGGCGCGGUGAAUGACGACGUGCGCUCGCCGGGCUCCGGCGGCACUCCCGGGCCCCUCAGUCAGCCGCCGCCGCAGACCCUCGAUGCGACCGACCCAGAUGCAAUGGGCAAAUGGUGCCCAUCGCGGCGUGAAUGGUCGUCCCCGCCGGAUGUAGCGCGGCGCGUCUACUCCUCAGUGUUCCUGGGCAGCCCCGGUGAGUAUCCAGGGGAUGCGAGCAACGCGAGUAUCGGCUCCGGCGAAGGAACGGGAGAGGAGGACGACGACACAAAUGGAAAGAAGAACCAGAAAAAGCGGGGUAUCUUCCCGAAGGUAGCCACCAAUAUCCUUCGGGCGUGGCUCUUUCAACAUUUAACGCAUCCGUACCCUUCAGAGGACCAGAAAAAACAACUAGCGCAGGACACAGGGUUAACAAUACUGCAAGUAAAUAAUUGGUUUAUCAACGCAAGACGUAGGAUAGUUCAGCCAAUGAUCGACCAGUCGAAUAGAGCAGUGUUCCCCCACGCGGGCCCCAGCGGCGCAUACAGCCCCGAGGCCACCAUGGGCUACAUGAUGGACGGCCAGCAGAUGAUGCACAGGCCCCCCACGGACCCCGCCUUCCACCAGGGCUACGCGCACUACCCCGCGGAGUAUUACGGCCACCAUCUCUAAUGUAACUUGUACAUAUAUGAAUAACGCACACGCGAAGCUGCCUCAGCUAGAGGCUGCGAGUGUGCGACAUAUAAGGCCCCCACUGACGAUUCGUGCGACUAGACGCGACACGACGCGACGGACGCGCGACUGGACUGGCACGUGAUACGAACAAAACAGGAGAACGAUGCUUGUGUACAUAAAGCUAUACGUUUUGUAAUAUUUGAAACAGUAUACGAUCUCCUAAAUUAAGGUUUAAAGUCAACUUUAAUGUUUAAAUUAAUGUAAAUGAACGAAGUGACACUGUGGACGCUGUAUUAUACGACUGGUGCAAUCACCUUAUUAUAAAUAUUAUAAAAACGGUUUUAUCACUCGGAACUAUAGGAGCAAAGUUGAUGAAUGUAACAAUAAACGGUUUGAUAGUUAUCGUAUAAAUAUUUAUAGCUAAUUGUGUAUUGUUAUUACGUAAAUAUAAAUAAAUAAUUGAAUAGUUGUAAGUUGUAACUAUCACAAGUGCUGGGCUCGCUGGAAGGUAACACAAGUUUUGUAAAAGAGCUAUGUAUGUAGUAGGUUGUUUGGAAUCAUUUCUGUGUAUUAUUUUUUUGUUAUGCGAGCCGACUUGAUCAUGAAGACGAACCGUCGUUGCGACAGCGACGCUGCGACUAUCGCAGCGACUUUUCCCUCGCACACGCAUGUCCGUGACCAGGUCCGAGCGCAGUUUGGGAACAACCAUCGAAUUGAUUUUCGUAAUAGUAGUUUUCUUUACGCUGUUACCUAACUACUUAUUUAUAAAGCUCAUUUUAACGUCAAUUCCCUUCUCGUUUACGGAAUUUUGCUUUACAGGUGACAUACAUAUCUUGAAUUAUAUACUUAUUAUAUAUUAUAUUUAUUACGAUAUUUAGUACGAAGUAUCAUAGUAUUUCACCUUGCCCUGGUGUUCAGUAAUAUAGCACAAUUUGUAACCCAUGUAUACGAUGAAAUAAAAUAAUAUUUUACACUGUUAAAACGAUGAGAUUUUUAAGCUAUAUUUUUCGUCUUCAUUGAUAAUUGUGAAUUGCCUUAACGAUGUCGUUAAUGUUGGAAACUCACGUUUUUAAACAGAAUUAUGGAACGAUGAUAAAAUAAUGUGACGGAGGCUGUUUGAAUGCGUCAAAGUAACUAACUAUAAUUAAAACCCGUGACAUAAUAUCGUAACGAUAAUAGUAAGAAUAUCGUUGGUUGUAACGAUAAAACUGAAGUAUGAAUAUAAUUAAUUGGUCACUAAAUUUUAACAUAAUAAUUGUAAUAUAUCACAUAUGUAAUCCACAAGCAGUUGAAUAUAAUUUAAAGGAUAAAUAAAUUCAAAAAUUUCGACGCAUUUAAACACCUUCAUGGAUUAUGAAUCAGAAUUAGUUUCACGUGUAACAUUAUACUAUAACCCGCGCCAAUAAAGGAUAAAAUCACAAAUGAUUCGCAUUUGCCAUUCGAUUCUUUCAUGGCACGGGCUAUAAACUGAUAGUAUACUAAGGUGACGACCACGGACGUAAUAUAAAUCGAGCGUUAAGUCUCGUUACCGGCCUUAUGCAAUGUAUACGAAUGGGAGCUUCUUAAAUUUGACAAAAUUUCAAAUUUAAAUAAAAUUGAUCGCGGUUUUUGAUAGCUAUAGUUAUCCGGAAUCAAGCUUUAUUCUAUUUUUAAUUGAUGUGGCGUGAUUGUUUUACUUCUCUAUAGAUAUACUCGUCGGAAUGCAUUUUACUAAGCCUCGAUAUACGAUGUUUUUUAUCCACUUAUUACUCGGUUUUUAAAACGAUUUAUUUAUACGUUUAUAGGAAUUCGGAAACACGUUUAAAUCUUAUUAUUUUAUCUCUCAUUGUUUUGAUGCUCUUUGUCGAAUCAUUACAUUAAAAUAAGUCGUCAAUUACGUUCAAUUUCUACUCUGAUAAGGGCCUAAGUAAGUCUUAUCGGUUUAAGAUAGGUUACUAAUAAUUUCAACAAUCACGUCACAAACAAAACAUAUUUGUUAUACUCUGUAAAUAUAUCGUAUUAUCUUUGUAUAAAACGUUUCGUUUCCAGUGAAAUUUUCAGUAUUAAAACCCGGUUUCGGUUCAAAAAUCUUCCCCAAAAAAACCAAUAUUUGUUACACUUUUAUUAUUGUUAAAAUGCAUCGCGUGUAAUAUAUUUUAUUAAGAAAAGUCUUAAAUAGUAGUUAUUAGAUAUUAAUGUAUUAAUUGAAGAAUUAUUUUAUUUUGAUUUUUCUUAUUAUUAUAUGUAUGUAAUAUACAUAAUGAGUUCGAAAGUCAAGAGGUUUGUAAAUAUAGUCAUUUAAUGAGAACUUUUCUCGUCUCUCAGCGAUUUAAAUCAAUUGAAAACAUGAAUAUAUUUGUAUUGUAUCAUUUUAUCGCAACAGGAUGGACACGAAAUAGUUUUUUUUUUUUGUUUGUUUAUAUAAUAUAGGUAUCGUACUAACAACGCUGACGAGACGUUUCGAGGAAAAAUGUCGGCAUUAUGAAUGCUACGAAUUGUGUAAAAAAUAUUAAAAACUAAAAAAAA